Messenger RNA from Octodon degus (degu), 1458 nucleotides. RefSeq names its product CSC1-like protein 1. The record is from RefSeq and is a predicted model, not a curated record. NCBI's taxonomy places the organism in Eukaryota, Metazoa, Chordata, Mammalia, Rodentia, Octodontidae. The transcript has 9 exons. The coding region runs from base 13 to 1458 and encodes 481 amino acids. Gene Ontology annotation, molecular function: calcium-activated cation channel activity. Gene Ontology annotation, cellular component: plasma membrane.
AGGGGAGGUGCGAUGAUCGACUCCCCAUUACUGGAGCUGUGGUGGUCCAAGACUGUGUCCCUCAGGGAGGGGCUGGGCCUUGGAGACAAGCCCAAUGACUCCUACUGUUACAACUCAGCCAGAAACAGCACUGUGCUCCAGGGGGUCACCUUCGGCGGCAUCCCCACUGUCCUGCUCCUAGAUGUCUGCUGCUUCCUGUUGUUAAUCUCGGUAUUUUCCAUCAUAAGAAGAAGAUUCUGGGAUUAUGGCCGCAUUGCCCUGGUGUCAGAAGCAGACAGACCCCGGAUGGCUACUCCUCCAAGCACACGUGAAAGCAAACUGCUUCAGGUGUGCGGCCUCCUUUCAAUGGGGAAGAGGCUCAUACGCUGGCUUGUUUCCAGAUGUGUCUUCCUCCCGGACCAGGGGGCCUUCUUUGUGAACUAUGUGAUCGCCUCAGCCUUCAUCGGCAAUGGCAUGGAGCUGCUGCGGCUGCCAGGCCUCAUCCUCUACACCUUCCGCAUGGUCAUGGCCAGGACAGCUGCUGACCGCAGGAACAUCAAGCAGAACCAGGCCUACCAGUAUGAGUUUGGAGCCAUGUACGCCUGGAUGCUGUGCAUCUUCACUGUCAUCAUGGCCUAUAGCAUCACCUGCCCCGUUAUCACACCCUUCGGCCUCAUCUACAUCCUGCUCAAGCACAUGGUGGACCGGCACAAUCUCUACUUCGUCUUUCUGCCGGCAAAGUUGGAGAAGAGGUUGCAUUUCGCUGCUGUGAAUCAGGCCUUGGCUGCACCCAUCCUCUGCCUGUUCUGGCUCUUCUUCUUCUCCUUCCUGCGCCUAGGUUUGCAGGCCCCUGCCACCCUGUUCACCCUCCUGGCCGUGGUGCUCACCAUCCUGAUCUGCCUGGCCUAUACCUGCUUUGGCUACUUCCAGCAUCUCAGCCUUCUGUACUACAAGACCUCAGAAUCUGCAAGACAGGAAGGAAGCGAGGCAGAAGCCCAGGAGCCUCCACCGCUCACACCCUAUGUGCCCCAGAUCCUGAGUGGUCUGGCCUCGGAGAGGACAGCCCUGACCCUGCAGCACCAGCAGACCUAUGGCACCAUCAGUGAUGUCAGUGGGAACCUUCUGGACCAGGACACUGCCUGUAGCCUAGAGGACAGUGCGAUUUCCUCUACCACUGUGGCAGGCCACCUGGAAAGGCACUCUCUGCAGAGCAGAGCUGGCUCCAUCCCACAGAGGGACUGGCCCACCAGUGGGCCCAUGGUGGAAGUGGGCCCCCCACCAGCCCCCACCUCCAGUUCUAUUGCUGGAACAGUCCCCAGAGUCUGUAGCCAAGAUUAUGUGUUGGAAGUUGUCUCCCAGAUUGGCCCUGACAAUGAUGUUCACCAUGAGAAGCAAUGUGACAAGGAAAAGACCAAGUGUCCACCCACAGCCCCACAGCAAGGGUCAACACCAACCCAGUCACAAUCCUGUGACCAUUAA